AUGGCUGAUUACGAGCGCCGGAACAAUGGACACCGAGGAGGUGGAGGUGGAGGUGGACGCAAACGUCGCUACAGAGAUGAUGAGGACUUCGAUCGCCGCCCUCAGAGACGCAGAUAUGAAGAGCCACUAUUCGUGCAGGUGCGCCGACAGCUAUUGACCAUUGCAGAAUCGGCUGCCCGAAGAGUCGAGGAUGAUAUCAUGAGCAUUGCGAAGUCUGUCGCGGAAAAUUACGAUGACCAAGAGCUGCGCGACACCUAUGUCGAUAUCUCUCUGGAUCUUGUAAUCGAGCAACCGAUGAAAAUUCCCUUCGUGGCCGCGACAACCCUCGUCGCCUACAACCUUAAGGCGGAGCUUGGCGCGGACCUGCUGAAGAAAGCUGGCGAAGCACUACAGAAGUACAUUGACUUGGGAUCCUGGCGGGAAGUGAAGCUUCUUCUUCGCUUUCUCGGUGGUCUACAGCCUCUGUUUGAGGGUGAGGGUAUCUUCCCUCUGCUUGAGGAGCUGUUCGCCCGUGCGGUUGACCUUCAAACUGCAUCCUCAGAAGACUUGCUUGGUCUGGAGCUCGUCAAGAUCAUCCUUUUCACCAUUCCUUAUGUGAUGACCUCUCCUGCCACUGGCUUUGAGUCGCAGGCUCAGGCCCUCCUCGAGAAAACGGACAUUAUUGCAUCUACUCCACAUGCGCUGGUCGAUUUAGUAAAUACAUUUAGUCCCGACGAGAACAAGGAAGCGGCUGGACCGAGUGUUAUCAGCCUGCUUCAAACCCAGCUACAGGGCGAGGCUAACCGGGGCUGGGAGCUGAAAUGUCUCCCGCGUCCCUGGAAGGGUGUCCAGGAAAUCGAAAAGGAUGAUCAGGAACCAGGUCAAUCGCUUUUCGAGCCUGUGAACAAGGUUACUUUCCCACAAGUCAAUGUUCCUAACCCUGUGCCCAAUGGUCCCCGUCCUCUUUUCCCUGAGGUCUACAUCUCUGUCUACGCCAACCAAGAAAUCGACACCGUGCCCCCGCCAUCUGAUAUCACAUCUUUGCUUCUGCGAGACGCCUUGGUGGAUACCAUCAACCUUAUUGACUUUAACCGCGUUGCCGGAGCCAAGUAUCUGAUUGACGUUGACUGUUACUUCACCCCGUACACCUUCGUCAAGCGCGCGACUCCCUUCGACCGUAUGCGUGAUCUCGCUGGCGAGGGUCAGUCUUGGAAGCCAGAGGAUGUUGCUGUGGAUGCGGUGUUCUCGCAAUUGUACCAGCUUCCCACACCCGAGCACAAGCUUGUUUACUACCAUGCUCUCCUGACGGAAUGCUGCAAGAUUGCGCCAGCUGCCAUCGCGCCUAGCCUGGGUCGUGCCAUCCGAUUCUUGUAUAACAACUUGGAGACGAUGGAUCUGGAGUUGAGUAACCGAUUCUUGGAUUGGUUCGCGCACCAUCUGAGCAACUUUGGAUUCACGUGGAAGUGGAGCGAGUGGGUUGAGGAUCUUGACCUCCCUGCCAUUCACGCCAAGUUGGCCUUUAUCAAUGGGGCUUUGGAUAAGGAAAUUCGACUCAGCUUCGCACAGCGCAUUAAGGGUACUCUGCCAGAGCCAUAUAUUCCCUUGAUCACUGAAGGGAAAGAAAAGGACACGCCUGAGUUCAAGUAUUUGUCUGAGGCAACGCCAUAUGCUAAGGAAGGACAAGAGCUUAUGCAGCUCAUCAGAAAGAAGGCAGGCGACGAGGAGAUUCAGGCCGUGAUUGCCUCAAUUGAGGAACAGGCGCAGAGCAUGGGAGUGGAAGACCCCAAGAUCCCCUCAACGGACGCCUUAGUGACCUCCAUCUGCUUCGUGGGGUCCAAAUCUCUGUCACACGUCUUAUCGUGCAUUGAGCGAAACAAGGACCGAUUGUUAGCUAUUGGACCUGUCUCGCAACGAGCUCGUUGCCAGAUUAUCGGGUCGGUUAUGGAGUACUGGGCCGAUCAAUCCGGUAUCGCGAUCGAUAUCAUUGACAAACUGCUCAACUACACUAUCAUCAGCCCCCUUUCCGUUCUAGAAUGGGCUCUCUCCGAAUCCAUUGCAGCUGGCACCGUGCUAUCUAAGUCGCAUAUCUACGAAAUGAUCUCCGCCACUGUCGGCAAGGUCACCAAUCGAAUGCGACAGAUCGUCGCGGCCCGGACACAGCCCGGUCUAUACGAACCUCAGCUGAGUGUACUAGAUGAGACACUAGCUCGAGAGCGGGCUGAGAUGCAAGCACUUUUCCAGUUCAUUGAAGAUUCCAUUGUUUCGGUGGCGGCGGGAAGUAACGAUGAACUAAUGGAGCGUGGUGAUGGAAGUGGUGAUCUGCCCGAGGAUGCUAUCAUUCGCCAAUGGGGUCGCCGAUGGCUCCGAGUGUUCCGACGCAAGGUUGCCGUGGAAGAGGCGUUCAUCACUGAUGCAUUAGCUCACGCCACUCCAGUGGGCACCGAGGCUCCACCUAUGCAGGCUGAUACUAGUGGGGAAGAGGAUGUGAAGAUUGCCGAUGCAGAUGAGCAAUAG
Molecule: messenger RNA, 2493 nt
Organism: Penicillium malachiteum
Lineage: Eukaryota; Fungi; Ascomycota; Eurotiomycetes; Eurotiales; Aspergillaceae
Product: NCBP1 family protein
Exons: 7
Coding region: 1-2493 (830 amino acids)
Biological process (GO): mRNA export from nucleus; nuclear-transcribed mRNA catabolic process, nonsense-mediated decay
Cellular component (GO): nuclear cap binding complex; nucleus
Molecular function (GO): mRNA binding; RNA cap binding
Source: RefSeq, a predicted model, not a curated record